Molecule: messenger RNA, 1113 nt
Organism: Penicillium crustosum
Lineage: Eukaryota; Fungi; Ascomycota; Eurotiomycetes; Eurotiales; Aspergillaceae
Exons: 9
Coding region: 1-1113 (370 amino acids)
Biological process (GO): amino acid transmembrane transport
Cellular component (GO): vacuolar membrane
Molecular function (GO): amino acid transmembrane transporter activity
Source: RefSeq, a predicted model, not a curated record
AUGAUCGCAGAAACCAUCUCUCUUGGUAUUUUGUCGCUUCCAUCGGCUAUGGCAGUGACAGGCCUUGUACCCGCACUCAUUCUCAUUGUCGGACUUGGUGCACUCUCAACCUAUACAGGAUAUGUGAUCGGCCAAUUCAAACUCCGGUAUCCGCAAGUCCAUAGUAUGGGAGACGCUGGGGAGGUGAUGUUUCAUCCCAUGGGACUAGCUCGCUUUGGUAGGGAAUUUUUGGGAACCGCUCAGUUACUUUUCCUUAUCUUCGUCAUGGGCAGUCAUAUCUUGACGUUUAGUGUCAUGCUGGAUACAAUCACAGAUCAUGGGACUUGCUCAAUUGUAUUUGGGAUUGUUGGUUUGGUAGUUUCAUUCAUCUGCGCCUUGCCUCGAACUCUUCGCAAGGUCUCCUGGUUCUCCUUCGCUUCCUUCGCAAGUAUCCUCGGCGCACUUUUGAUUACUAUGAUCUCCAUUGCUAUCCAGCGUCCGGGUGAUGGCAAGAUAGACGUGACUACAAAAGUCAGUCUUUCAAAGGGGUUCCUGGCCGUGACAAAUAUUGUCUUUGCUUAUGCUGGCCAUGUGGCUUUCUUCGGCUUUAUUUCCGAGAUGAAGACUCCAACGGAUUAUCCCAAGACGCUAUACCUGCUUCAGGUUACCGAUACAACAAAGCUUGCAUAUGGAAUUGCUAUUCCUACGAUUGUUGUAUCUGGUGUGAUCAACGGGCAUGUUGCAGCUAAAUAUAUUUACGUCCGCCUUUUCAGGGGCACUGAUCACAUGAAGAAGCGCACAUUCCUGUCCAUCGGAUCCUGGGUUGGGAUCACCUUUGUGUUAUGGGUGAUAGCCUGGAUCAUUUCCGAGGCAAUCCCUGUGUUCAAUACUUUGCUCAGUCUGAUCACCUCGCUUUUUGCUAGUUGGUUCACCUAUGGCUUGAGUGGUAUAUUCUGGUUGUUCCUAAACCGAGGCCAAUACUUGGCUUCCUGGAAAAAGAUGGCUCUAACCGUUGUCAACCUGGUUAUUGUCGCCAUCGGAGCUUGCUUAUGUGGCAUGGGCCUCUGGGUGUCUGGUAAGGCAAUUCAUGAUGAUACGAGUGGUGCCAGCUUUUCGUGUGGUGCUAGGGGAUGA